Molecule: messenger RNA, 2156 nt
Organism: Notechis scutatus (mainland tiger snake)
Lineage: Eukaryota; Metazoa; Chordata; Lepidosauria; Squamata; Elapidae
Source: RefSeq, a predicted model, not a curated record
CGAUCUGAAGAAACCCAUCGACAAGCGGAUCUAUAAGGGGACGCAGCCCACCUGCCAUGACUUCAACCAGUUCACGGCGGCUUCCGAAAGCAUCUCCCUCUUGGUUGGCUUCUCAGCUGGGCAAGUGCAAUACUUGGAUCUCAUCAAGAAAGAUACCAAGGCUCAUCGACAAGUCCAAGGUCACCUUCGUGAAGUGGAUCCCCGAGUCGGAGAGCCUCUUCCUGGCCUCCCACGCCAGCGGCCACCUGUACCUGUACAACGUGGAGCAGCCCUGCGUCUCGGCCGCCCCCCAGUAUACCCUCCUUAAGCAGGGCGAGGGCUUCACGGUUUACGCCUGCAAGAGCAAGAACGCCCGGAACCCCCUGCUGAAGUGGGCGGUGGGCGAAGGGGCCCUCAACGAGUUUGCCUUCUCGCCCGACGGGCGCUACCUGGCGUGCGUCAGCCAGGACGGCUGCCUGCGCGUCUUCCACUUCGACUCCAUGCUGCUGCAGGGCAUGAUGAAGAGCUACUUUGGGGGGCUGCUGUGCGUCUGCUGGAGCCCCGACGGGCGCUACGUCGUCACGGGGGGCGAGGACGACCUGGUCACGGUGUGGUCCUUUGCGGAGGGACGGGUCAUCGCCCGGGGCCACGGCCACAAGUCCUGGGUCAACGCGGUGGCCUUCGACCCCUACACCACCAGCACGGAGGACGAGGAGAGCGGGGAGCUGAGCGGCAGCGACGAGGACCUCCAGGAUCCGUCCGAGUUUGGGCGGGUGAGGACCAGCAGCACUCUCUCCCACCUGUCCAAGCACAGCGCCAAAAGCACCCCCUCGGUCACCUACCGCUUCGGCUCCGCCGGGCAGGACACCCAGUUCUGCCUCUGGGACCUGACGGAAGACGUCCUGUACCCCCACCCGCUGCUGACCCGCACCCGAACGCUCACCAACGCCUUCGGCGCCGGCAUCCCUCCCUCAGGCAGCGGGGGCAGCAACCUGGCCGCCGAGUCGGGCGGCGGAGGGGGCCCGCUCCCCCGCUCCCUCUCCCGCUCCAACAGCCUGCCCCACCCGGCCGUCACCGGCGCUGCCAAAAGCCACGCGGCGGACGGGACGGUGCCCUUCAGCAUCGGCAAGUUCGCCACCCUCACCCUGCAGGAGCGGAGGGACAAGAACGCGGAGAAAGAGCACAAACGUUACCACAGCCUGGGCAACAUCAGCAAGAGCAGCGACAAGCUGAACGUGGUACCCAAGAGCAAGCUGGACACGGCCAAGGUGUUGGGCACGGCCCUGUGCCCCCGCAUCCACGAGGUGCCCCUGCUGGAGCCCCUGGUGUGCAAGAAGAUCGCCCACGAGCGGCUGACGGUCUUGCUUUUCCUGGAGGACUGUAUUAUCACCGCCUGCCAGGAAGGCCUGAUCUGCACCUGGGCCAGGCCAGGCAAGGCGAUCCUGAAUUCCCAGAACGGGGGCUCUCCCAGCGGCACAAUCGUAAAGUUCCAGUAUUUCUGCCGACCGGAGGUAGCCAUCGUACCUCUUGUCCGGCAGAGGGUUCUCUCUCGGACUUCCUCCGCGGACGCUCCUAAAAGACACUGCUUACAAACCUUUUGAGAUCCAGCGCGAUGCUGCCAGGGAAUUCUUGCCAUCCGUUGUUUCCGGCGUCCUUUGUUGUGUGGCGGGGCCUCGCCUUCCGUUUCCUGCCUCCCUCUCGGUCCCCUCCAAAGCAAAAUGGGAGUUUUUCUGCCCAUCGGUUGGUCCUCGUACCGCAACAGCCGUGGGCGACGACCUGAUGUUUCUCAAGGAGUAUUUCAUCCACCGAUUCCGCUCCUUUCUCCAUCCCACUCACGCCAGGGUGGGUGGGUCUCGGGACCGGCAAUUUCUGGCCACAUUUGAUUCUUUCUCUCCGACACAUUUUUUUGGGGUCAUUGCUGACCGUUACGCAUUGGCGAUCCCAGCACAUCCACACUGUUGAUUUGCGUAGACCGGUUCCGCAACCUUUAAUGAAACUCCAUCCAGGCCGAUGCUUCUCGGCCACUUGAAGAGGUGUGGGCUUCAACUCCCAGAAUUCCCCAGCCAGCCAUGAUGGGAAAGGGAGUCCAUGAAUCUUUUAGGUUGCUGCAGUUAAGACACAGCGUUGUAGAGCAGGGGUCUCCAACCUUGGCAAGUUUAAGACUUGUGGACUACAAC